AUGCGUUUUGGACGUCCAGAGUUUAUAGUCGAGUCAAUGUUGAAGAAGGCGCGCAUGCUCCAACCAGUCAAGGAGGAUGACGCUGUCAGCCUUAUUGAGUUUUCAACAACUCUUUUAAACCUGACCUCUACCGCAGAGUCGUUGGAUUUGGAAAUGUACCUAAUAAAUCCUCUCUUGUUGAAUGAACUUUUAAGUAAGCUCCCCUAUACCCUGAAGUACAGGUGGGCUGAACAUGUAAAUAGAAUGCAUUUAGAAAAACCUACUGACCUGAAAGUAUUCUGUAACUGGCUUGAAAAUCAGUGUUCCAUUAUGAGUAUUUAUUUUCGUCCACCCGAGGAGACAACGCGGAAGAGAAGUGACCCUAAACCAGUUGUUACUAAUUCGCCCAACGAAAACGUUUGCAUGUUUUGUUCGGAGAGUCACGAAACCGAUAAAUGUAAGCUUUUCAGAAAAGCAGAAGUCGUGCAGCGGUGGAAGAUGAUAAUUGAGAAAAAACUGUGUUUCUUUUGCUUCCGUCGUCACCACAUCAAAUUUUGCAAUUUAAAGAAACCUUGUGGAAUCAAUGGGUGCAAACUAUCCCACCAUCGCCUUCUGCAUACUGACAGUGCCACUAAAAAUGCCCAAGAGAUCAGCUGGGACAGAGUACAGAACACUUUCAGGCAGGAAGAAAACAUCUCACAAGAAGAAAGGACUCGAAACAAAGAUAUGAAAAUCAAAACAGCACACUUAGACAGGGAUCCAAUAAAAGAAAAAGCGUUAGAGAAGGAAUGCCAACCCCUGGAGGCUAAGGAUAUGAUUCAAGACUCUGAGAAAUAUUCUGAUAUUCUUACCAGUGUCCAGACAGUCUGA
Molecule: messenger RNA, 849 nt
Organism: Macrosteles quadrilineatus (aster leafhopper)
Lineage: Eukaryota; Metazoa; Arthropoda; Insecta; Hemiptera; Cicadellidae
Exons: 2
Coding region: 1-849 (282 amino acids)
Source: RefSeq, a predicted model, not a curated record